Syngnathoides biaculeatus (alligator pipefish) is the source of this 3600-nucleotide messenger RNA. RefSeq names its product copine I (gene cpne1). Gene Ontology annotation, biological process: cellular response to calcium ion; regulation of canonical NF-kappaB signal transduction; positive regulation of tumor necrosis factor-mediated signaling pathway. Gene Ontology annotation, molecular function: calcium-dependent phospholipid binding. Gene Ontology annotation, cellular component: plasma membrane. NCBI's taxonomy places the organism in Eukaryota, Metazoa, Chordata, Actinopteri, Syngnathiformes, Syngnathidae. The record is from RefSeq and is a predicted model, not a curated record.
CUGUCCAAUCAUAAUAGAAAAUCUGCUGUGGUGUUCGCUUCCGAUUGUGAUUGUGGCUGCCAGGAGCAAAUUUCGUCACUUCGAGCCAAAAUUGUAGAUAUAUUUUUGGAAUUCACUAUAUCCAGACUGAUGUUAAAGUUUAACCAGAUGGCAGACUGUGUGUCUAAAGUGGAGCUGACUGUCUCCUGUUCAAACCUGCUGGACAAGGACAUAGGGUCCAAGUCGGAUCCUUUGUGUGUGCUGCUGCAGCGGUCUGGAAAAGACAGCUGGACUGAGUUAUGCCGCACCGAGCAUCUUCAGAACACCUCCAGCCCGUCCUUCAGUCAGCGACUCCGUCUGGACUACCAGUUCGAGACGGUGCAGAACCUCAAACUUGGCGUUUACGACAUCGACAACGCGUCCCGGGACCUCGGGGACGACGAUUUCCUGGGAGGUGUGGAGAUCACCCUGGGACAGAUAGUUUCCAGUAAAACGCUGACCAGGCCGCUCCAGCUGAAGAAAGGAAAACCUGCUGGGAAAGGGACCAUUACUAUCACCGCAGAGGAGAUAAAGGACAAUAGAUCCAUUCAGUUGGAGCUCGAAGCUAAAAAUCUUGAUAAGAAGGACACCUUUGGGAAGUCGGACCCCUUCCUGGAGUUUUUCAAGAAAGGAGACGAUGGCAAAUGGCAGCUGGUCCACAGAACAGAGGUCGUGAAGAACAACCUGAAUCCAAGCUGGAAGAAGUUUUCGGUCCCCCUGCAGACGUUUUGCAGCAGCGACCUAGAAAGGCCUCUCAAGGUGGAUUGCUCCGACCACGACAGCGACGGCUCGCACGACCUCAUCGGCUCGUUCACCACCAAAGUGUCGGAGCUGCAGAAAGCGGCUGGCGGUUCGCCGGUGGCGUUUGAUUGCAUCCAUCCGGAAAAGCAGAAGAAGAAGAAGAGCUACAAAAACUCUGGGGUGGUUUCUGUGAAGAGCUGCAAGUUAGCCACGCAGCACAGCUUCUUGGACUACGUGAUGGGCGGCUGCCAGAUCAACUUCACAGUGGGCAUCGACUUCACGGGCUCCAACGGGGACCCUCGCUCGCCCAACUCUCUCCACUACUUGAGUCCGGACGGGCUGAACCAGUACUUGUCUGCACUCUGGUCCGUGGGGCAGGUCGUCCAAGACUACGACACUGAUAAACUCUUUCCGUUUGGGUUUGGAGCCAAACUUCCUCCGGACUACCAGGCCGCACAUCACGAGUUCGCCCUCAACUUUAACCCCGCCAACCCCUACUGUCAAGGCGUUCAGGGUAUCGUGGAGGCCUACAGGAUGGUUCUCCCGCAGCUCCGACUCUCCGGGCCCACAAACUUCUCGCCCAUCAUCAACCACGUGGCCUCCAUCGCCUCCGGCGCCGCCCAGAUCGACAGCGCCUCCCAAUACUUCAUCCUCCUCAUCCUCACCGACGGCGAGAUCACCGACCUGGAUCAGACCCGGGACGCCAUCGUGCGCGCCUCCCGCCUGCCACUGUCCAUCAUCAUCGUGGGGGUGGGGCCGGCCGAUUUCAAGGCCAUGGAGCUGCUGGACGGGGACGACGGCGUGCUGAGGUCCACCGUGGGGGAGGCCGUCGCCAGGGACAUCGUGCAGUUUGUCCCCUUCCUCAAGUACAAAGACGCGCCCCUGGAGACGCUGGCCAAGUCGGUGCUGGCCGAGGUGCCCACCCAGGUGGUGUCCUACUUCAAAAUGAGAGGCCUGCAGCCCCUCAAGGUGCCCGCCAAGGUGCCCGCCAAAGCAUAAAUGCCAACCACUUCGACUGGUCCAAUCAGCAGCGCUUAACUGGCAGCCAAUCACAAGGCCAGGAGCAACUUUGCCAUUUUUUCUUUUUUUUUUUUUUUUUUUUUUACUAUGGUAUUUUUGUUGAAAUGCUUGUUUAUACAUUCAAAGGAGCAUAAGGUAGAGGUACACGGAAAUCAAAAUAUUCUAUUAAAUUCUAAUAUUCUAUGACAAAAUUGUAAAAAUUAGCAAUAGUCGGUGACAAUUAUUUAUCAUGGAUUUAUCAUUUAGAGGCAUUAACUGGAAUUUGGAAUGAUCCAAAUCUUAAAAAUGGGUAUCUGAUCUCAUUGAUUUAAUGAAAAAAAAUAGCACCAUGUAAAUUGACUUUUGAAUAGUUAGUUGCAGCUCUAAAAGUCUUUAUAUCUUGGAAUAAUAUCACAAAAAAAACUUUUCUUAAAUAUAAGAUUGCCACCUUUUUCUCCAAAAUAACUUUCUGCCUUGAAAAAAUCUGACUGUAUUCUUCCCAAAUUCAACUUUUUCUUGAAAGAGAUUUUUUGCAAAAAUACUAAAUUUCUUCUCCAAAAAUUAUUUUAAAAAAAUGACUUAAUUCUUGUCAUUUUUUUUUGCAAAUAUCUGACUUAUUUGCUUGAACAAAUAACAAAACUAACUUUUUGUCUUGAACAAAUCCAACUUUAUUUUUGUAAAAUCAGCAUGUACCCUGCCUCUCGCCCGAAGAUAGCUCCCGCGACCCUUGUGAGGAUCAGCGGCUCGGAUAAUGGACUUCGUUGUCAUUGUGUAAAUUUUGUUCCUUUCAUUCAGCGCGGGCCACACGCUCCUUUGCCCUUAAGCUGGUCUUCAGACGCCUGCAAAAAGACCAAUCACAUUCCAGCACUCUACUUUGGCAGCCAAUCACGAGGCCCGGAGAAGGUUUAUUUUUUGAAUUGAUUUUUUUUUUUUUUUUUUUUUUUUUUCCUCUCUCUUCUUAACUACGCAGCUUGCAUGUUAACACACAAAAUGCAACCUCUCUUGUUUCCAUGGCAACGCGGGCCCGAAGACCAAUCUGGAACAAUCAAUCGUCUUUGAUUCUAGCAUAAUUAGUGGCCAUUAGCAGAGUUGUCGGGCCAAAUGUUGACGAUGUAACCAAAGCGACCAAUUUAGCCUUCCGUGUAUCUUGUCAGUCGUUGUUAUUGAUCAGGUAUAGAUUACUUUGCACUUUUGUCUGAUUUCCUUUCUCAAUGCUGGAGUUAUUAGUAAAAAAAAAAAAACUACUAGUCACGCUUAUCACAAAUGCCUUAAAAUAGAAACAAUUUUUAAGUAGCUUUUUAUUGUAUCCAUGCUGCAUCUGACUCGCAUAACCGCCAUUUUGGGUCCCAGCACUGGAGGUACAUGGCAAACGUUUCCAAAAAUGUCAUUUUGAGACAUUUUUUUUUCUCUUUCCAUAAAAGGACAUAAAAUGAUCAACAACUGAAUGAUAAACUUUGAAAAGUGCCUUUAUGAAGUGCUUCCAGUGAAUACACGCACACAUUUAUGUGUCAAUACAAUGCCAAUGGAAGUAAAACAAAAAUGCUAUUCAUGAUGCUGGUAGCAUAUUAAAAAAAAAAAGUUUCAUCCUAACUUGAGUUUUUAUCCGAGAAAAGGAACUAAUUUUGUACAAAUAGGUUCCACUACUAAAAAAUCCAAACCAACUCACGGUGACUAAAAUAGCUAUGCAAAAGUUCAAAUGACACAAACCUGCAUCAGAGUAAGAUGGACUGCACUUCCCAUAAUGCUUUGCUACAGGGGCUGUACUGUAUUAAUGCUUGGACAAUGAAGCCAAUAAAGCAAUUAUGCUGGAGAAAAACACGACAAGGACGUUUGACUUUUUCC